Molecule: messenger RNA, 615 nt
Organism: Cyclocybe aegerita
Lineage: Eukaryota; Fungi; Basidiomycota; Agaricomycetes; Agaricales; Hemipholiotaceae
Source: the annotation of a GenBank genome assembly
AUGGGAGCAAGUCGGAAGUUGCCGGUUGAAUCUCUCGCCGCCGCCGUUACUUUCCUUCACGAGUUUGCCAUCCUAUACUUCGCCCUUAGAACCAUGGCGUCAAAAGCAGCAGCUGUGGCGGUUGACUUCGCCCGCAUCUACUCUUCUCUUGGACUCGGAAAGGAGACCGUUUCCUCCCUUCAGGCCUUCCGGAAGCGCCACAGCGACGCACAGCGUCUCAACAACACCUACAACAACCUCCCCACCACCGUCAACUUCGAGCACUACCGCUCCGUCCUCAAUAACAAGGCGAUCGUCGAUGAGGCUGAGAAGCUCUUGAAGGACUUCAAGCCUGUGUCCUACGAUGUUGGUGCCCAUAUCAAGGCCAUUGAGACGUUCGAGGCUAAGGCGGUCGCCAAGGCAAAGGAGACCGAACAGAAAAUUGACGUUGAGCUCAAGCAGCUUCAGGAGACCCUUGCCAACAUCGAGGAGGCUCGUCCUUUCGAUCAACUAACGGUGGAUGACGUUGCCAAGGCUCACCCCCGUAUCGUUGAAACUGUCGAGACCAUGCUUAAGAAGGGCAAAUGGACAGUGCCAGGUUACAAGGAGAAGUUCGGCGACCUCAACCUCAUGUAA